GGUGAUGACCUAGGUGAUUACGCAUAAUAUCAAUUUUCGAGCCGAGGCACGGGCGACCCGGACACCCUACAUCCUCAAUACCCCUUCACAUUAAUGUGUAUAACAGCCAGCAAUAGCCAGCAAUAGCCAGCAAGAUCCAUAUAAUACCCAUAGAAAUACAAAAAUAUCAUACUCUCAACUUCUAAUUCUAGAUACGCCGCGGAACGUCAUUUUCGAUACCCACAUAUCAAAAAAUAUAUUCCUCGGCAUCUCUAAUAGAGAAUUAGCCUAUUCACUUAUACCCUGACUGGUGGAACCCAGCGCCCCACAAGUACCUGGAAAUGGGUGGUACUUGGCCUACCGGUGGAUUUGCCCCGCUGACGUUUUGUAGAGGUACCCCUACCUGACCUAAAUGACCUAAAUGACCUAAAUAAAUUCAACUUGCAAGUCUACAUAACUACCUUUGAAAUAUUAAGCUGGAAGCUACAGCUCCCCCAAGCUUCGACUCCAAAACCAGUUUUGAUCUCCAACUUUACUUUCCUUCGCGUUCAAGAACCAACGUUAUUAUCCCUACCCUCUACAUAAUACCUACGCUUGACAUAAACACUACACCCCAUAAUUAUAUCCUACUCCCCAUCUAAAUCAUGUCCCUCCCAACUCAAUUCGAGGGCGUGCUUCCUCUCUACAGAGUCCAGAAGCCCCCUUUUAUGGUCGAAUCACCUGACGCCGAAGAAGUUGAAGGAGAAACGAAGCCAUUCAGGCACACCAAGGCCAAGGACGGUCUUAUCACACGCCCCGAAUCUCACAUCGCCACUACUUAUGACAUCUUAAUCGAGACUGCGAAAAAAUACGGCGACAAGGCGGCCAUAGGUACUCGUAAACUCAUCAAGACGCAUACCGAGACUAAGAAAGUACCAAAAGUUGUUGACGGAGUCAAGACUGAAGUUAAUAAAGAAUGGACUUACUUCGAGUUAACCCCGUACACAUUCCUUACUUACAACGAGUACAAGACUCGAGCUCUAAACGUAGGCGCCGGUUUGAAGAAGCUAGGGCUCGAGACAGGUGACGUGUUACACAUCUUUGCGACAACGAGCGCCAACUGGCAGUGCACGGCUCACGCCUGCGCCUCGCAAUCCAUCACAAUCGCAACCGCGUACGAUACUCUCGGCUCGGAUGCUGUCGAAUACUCCCUCACACAAACGAAUGCGAAGGCUAUGUAUACCGAUCCCCAUCUAUUCAAAGUUGCCAGUCGCCCUUUGAAGAAUGCGAAAGAUGUCAAGUACUUGAUCUACAAUGACACGACCAAUAUCCCCAUUUCUGACGAGGAGAUGGCCGACUUCAAAUCCUCAAAUUCUCACCUUACCAUCAUCUCCUACUCUGACCUGAUUGCCCUCGGUGAGGAGAACCCUAUAGACCCCGUACCGCCGAAACCUACCGAUCUGUGUUGUAUCAUGUACACUUCUGGUUCUUCUGGAACUCCCAAGGGUGUCCCUCUUACCCACGAAGGUGUUGUUGCGGGCAUCACCGGCCUAUGGACUAUUGUCGCAGAGACUGUUUCACAUCGGGACGUUAUACUCGCGUAUCUCCCCCUUGCUCAUAUUUUGGAGGUGGCUGUGGAGAAUUUAGUAAUGUUUGUUGGCGGUACGCUCGGCUACGGAUCCCCCCGCACGUUGGCUGACUCCUCUAUGCGCAACUGUGCUGGAGAUAUGCGAGAGCUUGCACCUACCGUCAUGGUUGGUGUGCCCCAGAUAUGGGAGACCAUCAGGAAGGGUAUUGAAGCCAAAGUCAACUCUGGUGGUGCCUUGACCAAGAAUCUUUUUUGGGGUGCUUACAACCUCAAGAGCUUACUCGUGGCAACCGGCCUGCCUGGGAGUGGCUUACUUGAUGCCAUAGUAUUCAAGAAAGUCCGGGAAAUGACGGGCGGAAGGGUAAGAUUCCUCUUCAACGGUGCCAGUGGUAUUUCGGAUGGCACAAGGCAGUUCGUAAGCUUGGUGCUUGCGCCAAUGAUUACGGGAUAUGGUCUUACGGAAACAACCGCCAAUGGCGCCCUAGGUAACCCGUUGCAAUGGACUCGGGAUGCCAUCGGCCCCGUCCCUGCGUCACUUGAGAUCAAGCUCGUCAGUAUACCUGAUCUAGGAUACGACGCAAAGAGUAAUCCUCCACAAGGUGAGAUUCUGCUGCGGGGACUUCCAGUCUGCAAGGAGUAUUACAAGAACCCCGAGGAGACCGCGAAGGCGUUUACAUCGGAUGGGUGGUUCCGAACAGGAGAUAUCGGCGAGUUCGACUCGGUAGGCCACGUCAAGAUCAUCGACCGCGUCAAAAAUCUCGUCAAGAUGCAGGGCGGUGAGUACAUCGCGCUCGAGAAGCUCGAGGCCGUCUACCGCGGCAGCGAAUUCGUCCACAACGUCAUGGUGUACGGCGACAGCGAGCACCCUCGCGCCAUUGCCGUCAUCAGCCCCAACGAGAAGUCGCUGAACGACCUAGCGAAGAAACUAGAUGUUGAUCAUGCCCACGCUCACGGCGACCCCAAGGUCUUGGAGACAGUCCACAAGGACUUAAUCGCAGUGGGCAAGAAGGCCGGCUUGACCGGGCUGGAAAUGAUCGUUGGCGUCGUAAUAGUUGAUGAGGAAUGGACGCCCGCUAGUGGUCUCGUUACAGCAACACAGAAGGUGAACCGGAGGGCGCUCAAGGAUGUCUACAAGAAACAAAUCCAAGAGUGCUUUAAGCGGACUUCGUAAUCUGUAGUGUCGUGUUAAUGUAAUAUGCGUCUGUUUCCAGGUAUUGUGUAAUUUGCUAACUGGCUGGCUCUUCGGCGAGUUGGAAAUGGGUCGGUGUAGCAUUAGUUAUACACCUUGUAUUCCGUAUGGCGUGUUGCUUCGCUUUUUUUGUUGUAUACGCACAGGGAAGAUUAAGUAAGGUAUAUUUCACGUAGAGUUAAUGAUUAUGUUUUCCCUCGUUUUUUAAUGAGGAAGUAUUAAUUUAUUAUGUGAAAAUCUAGAGGGCUGAUGAAGAAUCGUAAGAUUGUUCAACUGGGUACUAGACUAACCUACCUAGAUAUAUAAG
Messenger RNA from Daldinia decipiens, 3042 nucleotides. RefSeq names its product long-chain-fatty-acid-CoA ligase. The transcript is spliced from 3 exons. Gene Ontology annotation, cellular component: lipid droplet; endoplasmic reticulum; plasma membrane. Bases 624 to 2717 code for a protein of 697 amino acids. The record is from RefSeq and is a predicted model, not a curated record. NCBI's taxonomy places the organism in Eukaryota, Fungi, Ascomycota, Sordariomycetes, Xylariales, Hypoxylaceae. Gene Ontology annotation, molecular function: long-chain fatty acid-CoA ligase activity. Gene Ontology annotation, biological process: long-chain fatty-acyl-CoA metabolic process; long-chain fatty acid metabolic process.